CGGCAGAUUCAGGUGGUAAAUCCUGAUCCAGCCUCUGACUGUAACACGGCUCCGAGCCCUCUCUGCUCUCCCCUGUAGUGUAUUUUUCAACCCUUCUUCGGCUGCUUCCCUCCCCCUGUUCCGCCGCCAUUAAAGCCCGUCAACCUGGGAUUUGAUCGGCAAAAAGGAUUAAAAUGAUUUGAAGCGUCGGAACCAGCAAAACAGAGACGGGACUUUGGGGGGGUGGGGGGGGGAUAUUGUUCAUUGGACCUUACACGUACUGCCAGUUGAACGGCAACCUCCCACAGAAAGAAGUAAAUAUGCGGUUAGUGUCGUGCAAGUGAGAAAAUCCCUACUUCGGACCGGAGGAGAGGGGUUCUCUCCGUCCGGGAGGGGAAGCAGCAGGACACCGAGGAGUAUGAACACAGCAAAGCAGAGCGCACUGCUUGCUGUGUGACCUCCUUGAGAGCCGAGCUGCCAGUCCCACUGAACGGUUGGAAGCCUCCUCGGGCGGCGGCGCGACGAUGACAGAGCUGGUUGCCAAGUGGGCCUGUGAAUACUGCACAUACGAGAACUGGCCGUCAGCCAUCAAGUGCACCAUGUGCCGCGCUCAGAGGCCCAGCGGGGGUGCCAUCAUUACUGAGGAGCCCUUUAAGAGCAGCCCUGCCCUAGAUGCCAGUCUGCAUCAGUGGGACCCCGCAGACCUCAGCAACAGUCCGUCUCAGGGGGGCUCCAGCCUGCUUAUUUGUCCGGACUCCAGCGCGAGACCCCGCGUCCGCGUCGCAGACGUUCCGGAGACGAGUAGCAAGUGGUCGUGUCACAUGUGCACCUACCUGAACUGGCCUCGAGCCAUCCGCUGUACCCAGUGCUUGUGUCAGAGGCAACAGGCUCAACAACAACAACAACAGCAGCAGCUGCAGCUGCAGCAUGGUCACCAUGCAACUCGUCAAGGACAUCACACCCAGCAGCCACGAAGCCCCAUGGAGUCGCCGCAGACCUCGGGCUCCGGAUGCCGCCCCGCUGCCCCUGUCACCGCCACAGACCCCUGUGAGGAAUACAACGACCGCAACAGGCUCAACACCCACACGCAGCACUGGACCUGCACUGCAUGCACUUACGAAAACUGGGCCAAGGCACUCAAGUGCAUCGUGUGCGACCAUCCCCGGCCCAACAGCCUGCUUGCCGAACCCAUCGAGCUGGCGUCAGAGCCCGAGAGCCAGCAGCCGUCCUCCAAGCUCAACGAGCAGGACAGGGACAACAGGAGGGGUGUCGUCGGGCAGGGAACUGGGUGCGUGGUGGGGGGAGUGGUGGGCUGCAGCAGCAGCCAGAGGAGGUCUCCGCCAUCUGAAAAACGGGAGUCUGAGGUGAACAUGGACUUCCAGAGAAUCGAACUGGCGUCAGGAGCGGGGAUUGGGAGCAAAGAGGAGCUGGAAGUGGAUUUCAAAAAACUGAAGCAAAUUAAGAACAGGAUGAGAAGGACGGAUUGGCUCUUCCUGAACGCAUGUGUUGGUGUCGUGGAAGGUGACCUGGCAGCGGUGGAAGCUUACAAGACGUCCGGAGGGGACAUAGCGAGGCAGCUGACGUCAGACGAAGUGCGCCUCUUGAACAGACCCUCUGCUUUCGACGACGGCUUCACGCUGGUUCACCUGGCCAUCCGCUUCCAGAGGCAGGACAUGCUGGCAGUCCUGCUCACAGAGGUGUCCCAGCAGGCGGCCAAGUGCAUCCCGGCCAUGGUGUGUCCCGAACUGACGGAGCAGAUCCGCCGCGAGGUGGCGGCCUCUCUUCAUCAGCGGAAGGGCGACUUCACCUGCUACUUCCUCACUGACCUGGUCACCUUUACCCUGCCUGCAGAUAUUGAGGACUUGCCUCCUGCGGUUCAGGAGAAGCUCUUUGACGAGGUGCUGGACCGAGACGUCCAGAAAGAACUCGAAGAAGAGUCUCCCAUCAUCAACUGGUCUCUGGAGCUCGGGACGAGACUGGACAGCCGGCUCUAUGCACUCUGGAACCGCACAGCAGGGGACUGCCUCCUCGACUCGGUGCUGCAGGCCACGUGGGGCAUCUACGACAAGGACUCUGUGCUCCGCAAGACUCUUCACGACAGCUUGCACGACUGCUCACAUUGGUUUUACAGCCGCUGGAAGGAGUGGGAGUCGUGGUAUUCCCAGAGUUUCGGCUUGCACUUCUCCCUCCGAGAGGAGCAGUGGCAGGAGGACUGGGCCUUCAUCCUGUCGCUCGCCAGUCAGCCAGGAUCCAGCUUGGAGCAGACCCACAUUUUUGUUCUUGCACACAUACUUCGUAGGCCAAUCAUCGUCUACGGAGUGAAGUAUUAUAAAAGUUUCCGUGGCGAAACACUGGGCUACACUCGUUUUCAAGGUGUGUACUUGCCCCUUUUGUGGGAGCAGAGUUUCUGCUGGAAGAGCCCCAUCGCUCUGGGUUACACGCGAGGCCAUUUCUCAGCACUGGUCGCCAUGGAGAACGACGGCUUUGACAAUCGCGGCGCAGGCGCCAACCUCAACACGGACGAUGACGAGACGGUCACGUUCCUGCCCCUGGUCGACAGCGAGAGGAAGCUGCUUCACAUCCACUUCCUGUCGGCACAAGAAAUGGGAAACGAGGAGCAACAGGAGAAGCUCCUUCGAGAGUGGUUGGACUGCUGCGUGACAGAAGGCGGCGUUCUGGUGGCACUGCAGAAAAGCUCCCGCCGCCGCAACCACCCGCUCGUCACUCAGAUGGUGGAGAAGUGGCUGGACGGCUACAGGCAGAUCCGCCCCUGCGCCUCGCUGUCUGACGGCGAGGAGGAGGAGGACGACGAUGACGAGUGACAGAACUGAAGCGGAAGGAGGGACCGGGUCUGAAGGAGGCAGGACUCCUCCCGCCUCUCUAUUUAUUUUUCUUUUACCUUUCUUCUUUUUUUUUUUUUUCUUUUCUUCUGUUUGGUUUUAUUUUGAUUUCAAUUUUUUUUAAUUAUUCUGUUUUUCGACACGGACAAACUGUGAAAGCCUCCAGCAGAGGACAGGGAACCACAACCCUCUCUCUUCCUGUUCCACCCCCUCCCCUGUUUCAACCUUUCCCACCUCCAAAGCUACAGAAGACAUGGCUGCUCUUCUGGUACACACACAGCCACUCGGAUGUAAUUCUUACAGAAACACUUUGAAUUGCUUAAUCAAACCAACUCCAGACUGACAAAGAUGUACAGAGUAGAGGUUCAGGAAUGCAGAAGACCCUUUGUUUCAACUGUAACAGAAAAAAAAAAAACCCUAAUCUUUAUCCAUAGAUGUAAAUGCAUGUGGUUGUUCAAAAAAAAAAAAAAAAAAGUAAAGGAAAUAUACCAGCAUUUAUUUAAGGUAACACUUUAUAACUAUUCAGCGUGGGCACUGACAAAAGCACACUUCCAACCUGAUCUUUUCAAUGUGUUGUACAGGAGUUUGGCUUGUUAAGCUUUUUUUUUUUUCUGUAUGUGUUUGAACUGACAAGGACAAAGCCAAUAAAUAUGAUCUUCAGAAAACCAGAGAUUAUAUCAUAAUAAACGACUUAUUAUAUAUCCUUAUUAUUAGCAAUGCACCUUUAUGGAAACAUUUCUAAUUAAUUAUCAUUGCUUGAAAUAAGAUAUUUUAUGAAGGGAGAUUUGCCCUCUAAGGUUUAGCACAUUAACAUAGCAUGUUUGGAUAUUUAGUUUACUUUUUACAGACUGAUUGAACUGAGAAAUUGUGUGUGUGUGCGUGUGUGUGUGGGUUUGAAUUUAUUCUACAUAUUUAUUGUUUGGAAACUUUUUUGAGCUAAUAAGAGCUUUAUGUAUAUUUUUCUCCAAUUUUAUUUUAUUUUAUUUUAUUUUCUUCUGGUGAAUUUUGUUAAUGAUUCUCAAUCUCGAUGAAGACACUUUUGCACAGAAACACUGUUGCUGUAAAGGAGAUAACCAAUCUUGACAGUGGGAAGUUUACUGACAUCGUUGCAUGGGAUUUAGUACCUCAUCUGAAUGCUUAAAUUCUGGUGCUUUUCGUUUGCGUCGUUUCCUGGACAGAUGAGACGCGUUCAGUGUUAUAACUCUCUCUCUCUCUCUCGUUUCCGUUUGUUCCUUUCAACGAUUGGUUGUCCAGCUCACACAUGAUGGUACACAUCAGUUCACCUUCUCUGUAAAGUCUGCUUGUCGACCCCACCCCGUCCAUGCCAUUUGUUGUGAGAGAUUGCAACAUCUACAACCAAAGCUGACAUAAAAGAAGAAGAUAAAAAUAAGUUGUUAAUCCGUUAAUUUUUUUUUUUUUUUGCUGUGAAUGUUCGCAUUGCUUUUUUUUUUUUUUUUUUCCCCCUCCCUCUUGCCAUUGCGUACUGUAACCUCCUUCGUGUUUCAUUCAUGUCAUACAUGUUUUGAACAUCACCUAUGUGUUGCUUUGUAUUUAUACAAUAGUUGAAGUUGUAACUAUGACGGUUUGUGGAUUUUAGGCCCGACUUCACUAAGCGGAGUGUAAUGCAAAGAAAAGGCAAAAAUAUGGAGGAAAAAAAAACAACAAAAACAAAUAAAACCUUUUUGAAUGUCGAGACUGAACUUCUCUCUGUUUGAAAUUCUACGGCUUGAAAAGUGUCACGCUGGUUUCACCACUCUCUUCUCUCAUGUUGGGAUUUAGAGUAUAUCUGGGAAGUGUUCUGAGCUCCUCCCUUUCUCCAGUUUUCAUAUAAAUCCCAUUCUGUAAGCAUUCAAUCAUUUUAAUAAAAAAAGUUGUUGUUUUUUUGUCUCUGAUAUUAAAUCGGACUACACUUUUCCUGUUUCAAAAUGAUUAAAGGUUUUUUUUUGUUUUUUUUUGUUAUUUCAGGUUUACAAGUUCACAUACACAAAGGUUGCUUCUCAAUAAUUUGAAAAAGUUCAGAUGAUGAGCUUGUGGCCUUGUAAGCUUCAGACGCCUCACAUGAGUUACACAGAGCAACAUUCGCGGACAUAAUUUGAGACUACAUCUCAAACACAUUGCUUCCUUGUGCAGUGUUGUUUCUCUCUGACAGGAAUGUGUUUUGAUGCCAAGUAUUUAAAUCAAUUAUGGAACAAAAGUUAAAGACUUUGUGAAAGUGGUAAGGGCGUCGUUCGCCACCGAAAAACCGUUCCAACUAGAUUCCACAGCCCACUGAUGGCAGCAUAACAAAGUGAAAGAGGAUUGAGAAUGACAGCAGCUCGGCAGCAACGUUAUCUAAAACCUCAGUUUUAACAGCGGAUGCUGGGUUGCGUUGUGUCCAGAGGUCGCCAACCUUCUGUAGCGUUAAAGCUACUGACUUCAUGUAACCUUCACAUGAGCUGAUGGCCUGAGAGUUGCGGUUUUCUGUGAAUGAACUGCUGUUUUCUAGCAGUCCGCAUGCAAGCCUGACAUCGUCAAGGUGUUGGAGGCAAGCACUAUUUCUCAACGCUGGUCCUCAGAGCCCACUGUACCUCAUGUUUAAUGUGUUUCCUUGCUACCACACACCUGACUUAAAUAAACUGGUGAUUAAAAGGCUCCUGCAUCAUUUGAUGGCGUACUGACAAGGAAAUACCUUGAGGACCAGGGUUGCGAAUCGUUGCUGUUGCUUCAUGAUCCUAACAACAUCGAACAAUUUCAUGACCCCCCAAGUUUGUGUGAACAGUUUAGGGAUGGUCGCCUUCCUGUUCCUACAUCCAUAAGACAUGGAUGACAACUGAAUAGAGCUCUGAACUGAAGCCAAUAGCGUGGAUCUCAUCCCACAACAUUGUCUGACCUCACAAAUGUGUUUCCAAAAGACUGGUCAAAAAUGUCCAUAAAAACUCUGCUAGACCUUUUGGAAAGCCUUUAACGAAGACUUCAAACUGUCAGGAAGCAGCUGAGUGACUUGUUUUGGUAAUAUACUGUAAUGUACCGCUCUCUAUAUUAAGGAUGUAAUUUAUAACAGCAGGCAGUCAUUCACAAACCCAUCUGCAAUGCCAACGUCUGACCACUAGAGGGCGUAAAGAAAUCUGAAUCUUCAGAGGAACACAAUGCCAUUUUAAUAAACCAGACAAAAGAAGAUGCUGUGCUACAAAUAGAUUACUCUGAGAAAUUAAUUGCUUCAUGAAUUCAGCAAAUAUUUUUUGUGAGAAUAAUUUACUGUCAACGAGUUUAAAUAUCUUUAUAUUCAGUUCUAAAGUUUUCCAGACACAAGCAAUGGGAAGAAAAAAUCUAAACUGUGACGAAUAGGUGUGUUUCGAUCUCACUCGAAUAAAACUCGACGCUUCAUAACAUUUAAAGUACCUUUCGAAUUAUGGUGUGAAGAAAAAUAAUAAUGGCCAAUCGUAAAUCAGAACAGUAAGUUUUAUUUAUUGGUUCCAGCUGCACUGUAUGCUAUAUGUUCACCUUAUACAAGAAACAAAUACAAAUACUCACACUAAAAACCAAACAAUCUGCUAGCAGCCAUGUCUUGCUAAAGUCCUGGUGUUGAGGAGAUGGAUGGAUGGAUGGAUGGAUGGAUGGAUGGAUAGAUGGAUGUGGCCGCUGCUUGUUCACAGAGCCUCCGGGAACCCCAUCUGGCUCUCGUCACAGCGGGGAAAACAAAGGAGGAACUCUGAGAGGGAGCGAGCGAGGGCGAGGUCGGCCACGUCAGGCUACAUUUAUAUGAACACGUAACAAGGCAAUACAAAUCUAACAGGAGUGAAAACCUUCCAACAUCAAAAAAGAAAAAAAAAUGUACAUUUGAUUUAUAUAUA
This is a messenger RNA of Gambusia affinis (western mosquitofish), 6649 nucleotides long. RefSeq names its product zinc finger, RAN-binding domain containing 1b (gene zranb1b). Gene Ontology annotation, molecular function: cysteine-type deubiquitinase activity; K63-linked polyubiquitin modification-dependent protein binding. Gene Ontology annotation, cellular component: nucleus; cytoplasm. Lineage: Eukaryota; Metazoa; Chordata; Actinopteri; Cyprinodontiformes; Poeciliidae. The coding region runs from base 504 to 2801 and encodes 765 amino acids. The record is from RefSeq and is a predicted model, not a curated record. Gene Ontology annotation, biological process: cytoskeleton organization; protein K29-linked deubiquitination; positive regulation of Wnt signaling pathway. The transcript is spliced from 10 exons.